Messenger RNA from Rhopalosiphum padi (bird cherry-oat aphid), 1656 nucleotides. RefSeq lists its product as uncharacterized. The record is from RefSeq and is a predicted model, not a curated record. NCBI's taxonomy places the organism in Eukaryota, Metazoa, Arthropoda, Insecta, Hemiptera, Aphididae.
AUGUUAAACGACAGUGAGGAAGAUAUCCAUUUAACACCACCUAAAAAAAUCAUAAAAAAUCCAACGAAACACAGGGCGCAGAAGUUUCGUUCAAAAUGGCUCAGAGUUGAAAAUUUAAAAAAAUGGUUGGUUCCUGUUGAUAACGAUACUUUCAAAGCCAAAUGUAAGUUGUGUAAUUUCACAAUGGUCGCGGAGUUAUCUAACAUUAAAACACAUGGCAAUGGUAAAAAACAUAAAGAAAUUGAAGCAUGUAAAGAAAUAAAACAAAAAUCGAUAAAAACUUUUACUACAAAUAAAACUCCAACGAAAUUAGAUAUUGACGUCAAAAUGGCAGAAAUAAAAUUAACUGCAUUUUUGACAGAACACAAUAUUGCCUUUCUUGCUACUGACCGCCUUACGGAUGUUCUUAAAAGUUGUUUUAAAGAUUCUGAAAUAGCUAAAAAUAUAUCACUUAAAAGAACAAAAACAACUUCAAUUACGAAAAAUUUAAUUGGUUAUUGUCAGAAAAAAGAACUUGUUUCGUACCUAAAAACUGUACAGUUCAGUAUAUUAUCUGGUGAAUCUACUGAUAUUGGUGCCGUCAUUCUUGGUUUAAUGGAAUCAUUAACUUUAUAUGGCAUACCGAAAUGUAGUGUUAUUGGUUUUGGUAGCGAUGGUUGUAAUACCAUGAUGGAUGAGAAUAAUUUAGUGGCUUCAAGAAUGAAAAAAGAAUUCCCAGGCAUUUUCAUAAUGAAGUGUGUUUGCAAUUCGGCUCACCUUUGUGCAAGUGAAGCCUGUAAACGGUUACAAAGAUCAUGUGAAGAUUUGGCCAGAAAUAUUUUCAACUUUUUAAAAAGUUCUUCAAAACGCCAAUGCGAGUUCUCUCAGUUUCAAACAUUUUUAAAUUUGGAUCCCCAUAAAAUAUUACAUCCGUCGCAAACUCGAUGGCUGUUUUUAACUGCAAUAGUAGACAGAGUUAUAGAACAAUAGGAUGCGCUGAGAUUAUACUUUUUAGAUACUGUUUUAGUACAGCGGCUUCUGUCAACUGAACAUAUCCUUGCUGCUUUGAAUGACCCUUUUAUGAAGUUGUUUUAUUAUUUCUUGCAAUGGGCUCUUCCUAAAUUUACAAGUUUUAACCAAUUCUUUCAGACAGAUUCUGUUGUUAUUACUGAUUUGCAUGAAAAGAUUGUUUCACUCUACAAAGAGCUUCUAUUAUGUUUUUUGAAAAGAGACUAUGUUAUGAGAACUCCUCUAAUAAAUAAAAAUACAAUGAAUGGGCAAUAUCAAAUCACAGAUAAUGAACUGUAUCUGGGAACUAAGGUAUUAAUGCAUAAGGACAAUCCGGAUAUUUUAAGUAAUAAUAACCAACGUAAAGACUUUUUUGAAAGGUGUCGUCAGUUCUUACAAACAUCUUCUUUAAAAAUGAAAAAAAGAUAUAAUAUGGCUGAUCCUGUCUUAACAGAAUUAUUUAGUUUUAAACCAAAAAAUGCUUUGUCAUUAGAAUUUAGAAACACUAAGCCUUCUCUUGUCAAUCUGAUUAAAUUAGUUCCUUGUAUCAUUAAUAUUAAUGAACCACGAAUACAAGUCAUUGAUGACGAAUGGCGUAGAUUACCUAUUUCAAUAAGUUCGCUUCCAGAUGAUAUUGAAAAUAUGAUUGAACCAGAUACAUUUUGGUAA